Messenger RNA from Mytilus californianus (California mussel), 1093 nucleotides. RefSeq lists its product as uncharacterized. The record is from RefSeq and is a predicted model, not a curated record. NCBI's taxonomy places the organism in Eukaryota, Metazoa, Mollusca, Bivalvia, Mytilida, Mytilidae. The transcript is spliced from 6 exons. Bases 1 to 792 code for a protein of 263 amino acids.
AUGAUUGCCAAUAACGUGAAUGAUUGGAGGAUGGAAAAACUGCUUGUAUUCACGACGCUAUUAUUUAUUGGAGCUACUGCCACAAAUAACUACUGGACGUAUGAGCAAAAUGAACCCCUCAUUAAUACAGGAAGUUUAGGUAACCCAGGUGGAUGCCAAUGCUCGUGCGAACCUGCUAUAGAGCCACGUAGAGGGAGCGGCGCUUUAUCAACAAACAGAAGACGCAGACGUAAAAACCGCCGGAGACAGCGUCAACCAGUAAUACCAGAAGUUAUUCCUCAAACUCCUAAUUUCAUUGAAAGAGGCUCUCGUGGUAUAAGAGUGACUGACCCAAUACCAGAAACAAGGGGCCUAGGAGGUGGAAUCAGAGCUCCAGUAUCAAAAACACAACGUCGAAUUGGUGUAGGAGAUGCAGUUUUACGUGGCGUUGCUGGUUUUGAAGGAGGUGCACCGUCUAGUGGAGUUUUACAGCCAGAAUAUAGAUUUGAUAAUGGACAUGACAACGGUUUUGUGGAUAACGGUUUUGAUAAUGGCAUACAUGGCAACGCCAUUGGUAUUGAUUCCAAUGUGAUUGGCGGCUCGACAGGCUUUCCAACAGAAGUAAAUGGUGGUUUUGGUACAGAUACUAAUGUUGGAUUCGUUGGUGAUCCUAAUGUGGGACAGGUUACUGAAACAAACGGCGGGAUACAGGGCAGAUUUAAUGGAGAUGGAUUCUCUAAUACAGGAAAUAUACGACAGGGGUCUUGGGGUUCAAAAAGUCGGAGGCGACAUAGGAAAAAAUACAAAUAUUAAUUUUUAAAAAUAAUAUGUAUAGAGCAAAUAUGUUAUUCACAAGUAGAAACAAUGAACGAAAAUAUAUUUUAUUGACAACAGAAGCAAUUAAAAACAUCUUGCAAUUUCGAUACCCAGAACGUCAUUAGUUUUCAGACGAACAUGAAAUUGUAUAAGAACGUCUACUCUGAGGACUCCUUGCCUUGCAAUAACUUGCCCAAUUAUUUUAUACUAUCGUGUAUCAUCGUGCAUAAUCGUGUAUUGUCGUGUAUCAUUGUGUAUGCUCGUAUAAUAUCGUGAUUAAAUAUAUAUUUAAUGACAA